Molecule: messenger RNA, 1602 nt
Organism: Trichoderma virens Gv29-8
Lineage: Eukaryota; Fungi; Ascomycota; Sordariomycetes; Hypocreales; Hypocreaceae
Exons: 3
Coding region: 1-1032 (343 amino acids)
Biological process (GO): sphingolipid biosynthetic process; fatty acid elongation, saturated fatty acid; very long-chain fatty acid biosynthetic process
Cellular component (GO): endoplasmic reticulum membrane
Molecular function (GO): fatty acid elongase activity
Source: RefSeq, a predicted model, not a curated record
AUGGCCUCGGCUCCCGCCACAUUCUACGAGCAGUUACCGCUCCCCACGCUCGAUCGCCCUUUCGGCGUCCAUCUAUGGCCCAUCUUUGAUAAGCUCUUCACGGCCGUCACUGGCUUCUCAGCCAAUGACUUCGAGUUUGUGCCUUUCGAGACUCCCAUGUCUACGCUCAAGUCGACCUCCAUCUUCAUUGUCAUCUACUACCUGAUCAUCUUUGGCGGUCGAGAGCUGAUGCGCAACCGCGAGCCCUUCAAGCUCAAGGCUCUCUUCCUCAUCCACAACUUCUACUUGACCGCCAUCAGCGCCUUUCUCUUGGCUCUCUUCAUUGAGCAGAUCCUGCCUACUGUUGUCCGCAAGGGCAUCUUCUUCGCCAUCUGCGACCAUGCCGGUGGUUGGACUCAGCCCAUGGUCGUUCUCUACUACCUCAACUACCUCACCAAGUACCUUGAGCUGCUCGACACCGUCUUCCUUUUCCUCAAGAAGAAGCCAUUGACCUUCCUCCACUGCUACCACCACGGUGCCACCGCUCUUCUCUGCUACACUCAGCUGAUUGGCCUGACUUCCGUCUCCUGGGUCCCCAUUGUCCUCAACCUGACUGUGCACGUUGUCAUGUACUGGUACUACUUCCAGAGCGCACGUGGCAUCCGAAUCUGGUGGAAGGAGUGGGUUACUCGUCUCCAGAUCAUCCAGUUCGUCAUCGACCUUGGCUUCGUCUACUUCGCCUCCUACACCUACUUCACCUCAACCUACUUCGACUGGAUGCCCAACGCUGGCAAGUGUGCCGGUGAGGAGUUUGCUGCCUUUGCCGGUAUUGGUAUCCUCAGCUCAUACCUGGUCCUCUUCAUCUCCUUCUACUUCGCCACCUACAAGAAGGACGGCAAGGCUCCCACUACUCGCAAGUCCCUUCGCCGCAUGAGCCAGGCUCCUCUGCCCGACCCCGUCCACAUGGCCGCUACCAUGAGCGGCGCCAAGUCCAACGGAACCACCACUGGUGCUAAGACCAACGGUGCCACCGCCAGAUCCCGCAAGGCUUAAGCUGCCCACGCGUGGUGCCAUGGAGAUGUCUAACUGACAUAUCCAUGGCUGAAAAGCUCUGACGCCUACUUGGUGAUGAGCAUUCUUUUUUAUACAUAUUAUGAAUCAAAAGGGCCUGAUAUUACGAGGCCAAUUACAAUUUUUAAUCUCUGUUUUUGGACAUGAGGCCAUUUGUUCCGGCAAAUGAACCAAUAUGAAUCGCUCGCUCUGCGAUGAUGACAUGUCUCUUUGCGAUUAUGAUGACAGGAGGCUGACGACGGCUAUAUGGGCUAAUAUUGGGGGGAACGGAGGAAAAUGUUCUGGUAGGCGCAGGGCAAGGCGGGCAGUUAUUGUUAUGAGACAACGUCCCGGGUAUACGGAGCUGCAUCGUACAUUUUGUACGGCAGUGUCACCGGCCAGGGAAAUCAUGCCAACCUGGCCUUGUUUGUUAAUCAUAUUCUGUCUUCUGCUGUACUAUACUUGCUUGUAUGUAUACUUGAUCACCUGGCAUGCUCGAUAGAUGGGCGGUACGGGAGAGUACAGGUUUUGCUGCAGUUUCGGUGUCUGAAUAUUAUGUACGGUGUUGGAUCC